AAGGCGGUGAGGGUAUUUUGGGAAUAGAAAAAACGGAAAGAUAAGAAGAAAAGUAGGUAUCUUCGCGAGACUUUGAGAUUAAAACUUGGGGCCCAAGAAAAACAAAGUAACGGAAAACAAACGAAACGACGACGCGUAAAAUGGCUGUGUGUAGAGUGGGAGUGAGUGGAAAUUCCCCGUUUUGUCGUGGAAAGUUGGAUAAAUUUUCGAGUGUGCCACUGGCGUUGCAGCUGUCUUGUUAUAACUGUUGUAACCUCGUAAAAUUGAGGAUACGCAGUCGUUUAACGGGCUUGAACUUGGAUUCGCCUCCCGACGGGUAUAGAAGAAACGUCGGGAUUUGUCUCGUUGACUCUUCGAAUAAGAAAAUUUUUGCAGCUUCGAGGAUUAAUAUACCGGACACAUGGCAAAUGCCUCAGGGUGGUGCUGAUGAGGGGGAGGAUCUGAGAAAUGCAGCCAUGAGAGAAUUGAGAGAAGAAACAGGUGUUACCUCGACAGAAUUUCUUGCAGAGACACCUUAUUGGCUGACUUAUGAUUUUCCACUUAAAGUCAAAGAUAGACUUAACCGUCGCUGGGGAACAAAUUAUAAAGGUCAAGCACAGAAGUGGUUUCUUUUUAAGUUCACGGGAAAGGAGGAAGAGAUCAAUCUUUUGGGGGAUGGAUCUGAAAAGCCAGAGUUUAAGGAGUGGUCGUGGAUGUUUCCUGAACAAGUUUUAGAACUGGCUGUGGAUUUCAAGAAGCCAGUCUAUGAACAAGUCAUGAAGGUAUUUAAUCCUUACUUUUUGGUAGAUUCAGAUGAAGGACAAUGUUCUGGUAUUAAUACGAGGUGAUUACAGAAUUUUUCUUACAAAAUAAAACGAAGGUGCCUGGUGCCCUUCCUAAAAUGAGUUUAUGCAUCUUAUGUUGGUUUUUGUGGGUAGGAGAAGCAUUGUAUUAGAUAGGUGGCCGCUGUAUUUUGAAUGUGAAUAUCUCCAUGAUCUGUUUAUUUUUGCAAUUCUUUUUUGAUGGUUGGAUGGGGAAUUGCUCCAUUAUGAGUAUCAAGAUAUGAUGAAUGAAGUGAAUAGAUUUCGAGACCCUUUAAUUAGAAACGAAAAUCAAAGACAAUGUUUAAAUUUGAUAAAAUUACUUAUAAAUGAAGAUUC
This is a messenger RNA of Pistacia vera, 1139 nucleotides long. RefSeq names its product nudix hydrolase 27, chloroplastic-like. NCBI's taxonomy places the organism in Eukaryota, Viridiplantae, Streptophyta, Magnoliopsida, Sapindales, Anacardiaceae. The coding region runs from base 141 to 827 and encodes 228 amino acids. Gene Ontology annotation, biological process: nucleoside phosphate metabolic process; ribose phosphate metabolic process. Gene Ontology annotation, molecular function: guanosine-3',5'-bis(diphosphate) 3'-diphosphatase activity; bis(5'-adenosyl)-pentaphosphatase activity. Gene Ontology annotation, cellular component: chloroplast. The record is from RefSeq and is a predicted model, not a curated record. The transcript is spliced from 6 exons.